UGGAAAAUCCCGAGCCGCGGCCGCCGAGCCCCCGAGCCCCCAGCCUAGCCGGGAGGGGGGCACGGGGCUGGGGCCCGGGGCGGGUCCGGGCGGCGGGACCCACUGCUCUUCCUCCCAGGGUCCCCGCGCGGCACCGGGUCUCCCGGGCAGCUGCGGCGGCGGCGCUCGCACCCCGGCCCCGGCGGGCCCCGGCGGGCCCCGGCGGAGCGGCGGGCACAGGUCCCAGGAAGGUGGCGUCAGCAUCUGCAGCCGCGUCGACGUUGUCGGAGCCUCCGCGGAGGACCCAGGAGAGCCGGACUAGGACCAGGGCCCUGGGCCUCCCCACACUCCCCAUGGAGAAGCCGGCGGCCUCUACAGAGCCCCAAGGGCCUCGGCCGGUGCUGGGCCGUGAGAGUGUCCAGGUGCCCGAUGACCAAGACUUUCGCAGCUUCCGGUCAGAGUGUGAGGCUGAGGUGGGCUGGAACCUGACCUACAGCAAGGCUGGGGUGUCUGUCUGGGUGCAGGCUGUGGAGAUGGAUCGGACGCUGCACAAGAUCAAGUGCCGGAUGGAGUGCCGUGAUGUGCCAGCCGAGACACUCUACGACGUCCUACACGACAUUGAGUACCGCAAGAAAUGGGACAGCAACGUCAUUGAGACUUUUGACAUCGCCCGCUUGACAGUCAAUGCUGACGUGGGCUAUUACUCCUGGAGGUGUCCCAAGCCCCUGAAGAACCGUGAUGUCAUCACCCUCCGCUCCUGGCUCCCCAUGGGCGCUGAUUACAUCAUUAUGAACUACUCAGUCAAACAUCCCAAAUACCCACCUCGGAAAGACUUGGUCCGAGCUGUGUCCAUCCAGACGGGCUACCUCAUCCAGAGCACAGGGCCCAAGAGCUGCGUCAUCACCUACCUGGCCCAGGUGGACCCCAAAGGCUCCUUACCCAAGUGGGUGGUGAAUAAAUCUUCUCAGUUCCUGGCUCCCAAGGCCAUGAAGAAGAUGUACAAGGCGUGCCUCAAGUACCCCGAGUGGAAGCAGAAGCACCUGCCUCACUUCAAGCCGUGGCUGCACCCGGAGCAGAGCCCGUUGCCGAGCCUGGCGCUGUCGGAGCUGUCGGUGCAGCAUGCGGACUCACUGGAGAACAUCGACGAGAGCGCGGUGGCCGAGAGCAGAGAGGAGCGGAUGGGCGGCGCGGGCGGCGAAGGCAGCGACGACGACACCUCGCUCACCUGAGCGCCGCACCGCUUCAGGGACGGAGACAGGACCGGGCGAGCCCUGGGGCGGCGGCUGCUCCUGCGCUUUCUCCCCUCCCCCACCCGGCACCUCCUGGUGGCACCGGGCCGGGCCCAGGCGGGUGCUGCAGCCUGGCUGGACAGAGCCCCAAUAAACGAUCCCACAGCCUCA
Molecule: messenger RNA, 1379 nt
Organism: Pongo pygmaeus (Bornean orangutan)
Lineage: Eukaryota; Metazoa; Chordata; Mammalia; Primates; Hominidae
Gene: STARD10
Product: StAR related lipid transfer domain containing 10
Exons: 7
Coding region: 333-1208 (291 amino acids)
Cellular component (GO): microvillus; intercellular canaliculus; cytosol
Molecular function (GO): lipid binding
Source: RefSeq, a predicted model, not a curated record